UCAUGUGACUAAACAGAAAUAAUCGCAAGCUCUUUAUGAAAAGGAACAGUUAUAAAUUAAUAUUGUGAGAAAUUGUUGUUAACAAUAUUUAACUAUCAUGACACAAAUUUGUUGUAUGUGUGGAAAAGCAGAAAGUUCAUAUAAAUGUCCCGCGUGCAAAGAAACUUAUUGUUCUGUAGGUUGCUGUAAGGAACACAAAGCAAGUUGUCAACCACCACAGCUUCAACAGAACGAAGUUCCGGAAAAUAAGAAAGGUAACGUCAGAUAUGAAUUUCCAACAGAAGAUACAGUUUCUACUGAAAAAUUGGAACAAUUACGUCAUAAUGAAGAAUUAAAAAAUUGUUUAAAAAAUCCACAUGUACAAAACAUCAUGAGUGCAAUUUUGACUGAUAAUAAUCCAACACAAGCUAUUGCUUUAGCUAUGACUGAGCCAAUAUUUGUGGAAGUAGCAGACAUUUGCUUGAAAAUUAUAGAACCUGAAGUUAAUGAUGCAUUAUGCUAA
Habropoda laboriosa is the source of this 502-nucleotide messenger RNA. RefSeq names its product zinc finger HIT domain-containing protein 3. The transcript has 2 exons. The coding region runs from base 98 to 502 and encodes 134 amino acids. Gene Ontology annotation, molecular function: protein binding. The record is from RefSeq and is a predicted model, not a curated record. NCBI's taxonomy places the organism in Eukaryota, Metazoa, Arthropoda, Insecta, Hymenoptera, Apidae.